UUCAAACAGUGGACGUGGCUCUUCAUGAGACAUGCCGCACCGUCACAGGAUGUCUGCGCCCCACACCACGGGAGAAAUGAUACUGUUGAGUCCCUCUGGGGAGAGAGGGCAGUCUAGAAAUGAAAUGAGGAAAUGUGAUUUUGGGCUGAGAAUCUCGGAGUAGAGCCUGUGGAGGGAUUUCUUUCCCUUGAAAGAAAGAAGAGGAGGAAAAACAUCUUGGAUACGGUUGGGUUCUUCACCAGAGUGGUUCCAGCAUGGAGAGACCCAACUCACGUGGGCCUGAAGCAGGACCUGGGGGCAGUGGGGAAUCCUGGGAAAGAACCAGACAUGAGUCCCUGAGUGUGGACCUUGACAGCUCGGACACACAGCGCCAGCGCUUCAGGCAGUCCUCCUACCAAGAGGGUGAAGGACCCAGAGGGGUUUGCAGUCGUCUCCACGAUCUGUGCCGCCAGUGGCUGAAGCCAGAGCAGCACACCAAGGCCGAGGUGCUGGACCUGGUGACCCUGGAGCAGUUCCUGAGCAUCCUGCCCCCAGAGAUGGGGAGCUGGGUCCGAGAGUGUGGGGCAGAGACCUGUUCCCAGGCGGUGGCCCUGGCGGAAGGCUUCCUACUGAGUCGGGCCGAGGACAAGGAGCAGGAAGGACAGGUGAGAGCAUUCCCUCUGGGUUUCACUAACCUGGGGACUGAUGGACAGGUUAAACGUACACCCUGCCUUUCUUCCGAGAUGGGACCGAUGUGGGGGAUGAGCAAGGCCCUGCUCCCUCGGCCUCUUUCCCCACCUGCUCUGCCCCUCCAUCUCUACCGUCAGCUUGGUUGAUGCUCUGCUCAAGAU
Molecule: messenger RNA, 830 nt
Organism: Anolis carolinensis (green anole)
Lineage: Eukaryota; Metazoa; Chordata; Lepidosauria; Squamata; Anolidae
Product: zinc finger protein 24-like
Exons: 2
Coding region: 255-815 (186 amino acids)
Source: RefSeq, a predicted model, not a curated record